Messenger RNA from Rhincodon typus (whale shark), 8601 nucleotides. Its product is annotated as ER degradation-enhancing alpha-mannosidase-like protein 3. The record is from RefSeq and is a predicted model, not a curated record. Gene Ontology annotation, biological process: mannose trimming involved in glycoprotein ERAD pathway; carbohydrate metabolic process; endoplasmic reticulum mannose trimming. Gene Ontology annotation, cellular component: endoplasmic reticulum; membrane. Gene Ontology annotation, molecular function: mannosyl-oligosaccharide 1,2-alpha-mannosidase activity; calcium ion binding. Lineage: Eukaryota; Metazoa; Chordata; Chondrichthyes; Orectolobiformes; Rhincodontidae. Bases 1 to 2007 code for a protein of 668 amino acids. The transcript is spliced from 14 exons.
AUGCACUGCGGACAACACCCAAAAUCCUUGGACAGUACCUUCCAAACUCACGACCACUUCCAUGAAUAUGCACGGAGAGCAAUGGAUUUCCUAUGGGAGAAAAGACAGAGAGGCAGUGAUCUCGUGGGGACAGUGAUCAACAUUCACAAUGGUGACUGGAUCAGGCGGGACAGUGGAGUGGGUGCUGGAAUAGACUCAUACUACGAAUAUUUGUUGAAGGCCUAUAUCCUGCUGGGAGAUGAUGUAUAUUUGGAGAGAUUUAAUACACACUAUGCAGCCAUAAUGAAGUACAUUAGUCAGCCUCCCCUGCUUCUCGAUGUUCAUAUGCAUAACCCUACUAUUAAUGCCAGAAAAUGGAUGGAUUCACUUCUUGCAUUUUUCCCAGGCUUGCAGGUACUAAAAGGGGACUUGCAACCUGCAAUAGAAACUCAUGAAAUGUUGUACCAGGUUAUACAGCGACACAAAUUUCUACCAGAGGCUUUUACCACUGACUUUGCAGUUCAUUGGGCUCAACAUCCUUUAAGACCAGAAUUUAUUGAAAGUACUUAUUUUCUUUACAAGGCCACCAAAGACCCUUAUUAUCUACAUGUUGGCAAAUCUGUUGUGGAUAGUUUGAACCAGCAUGCACGAGUGCCUUGUGGCUUUGCUGCUGUGCAAGAUGUCCGAACUGGCAAUCAUGAGGACAGGAUGGAUUCAUUCUUUCUGGCUGAGAUGUUCAAAUACCUCUAUUUGCUGUUUGCUGAUGACAGUGAACUGCCCUUCAACAUUGAUGAUUAUAUUUUCACCACUGAGGCUCAUUUACUGCCUCUUGCACUAGCCACAGUUUGUCAUACCUGUAGUAAGAAUAUAACGAGUGUGGAAUUGGAAAGUAAAGUAACUGGUGUCUUUUCCCAUACAUGCCCAAGCGCUCAAACAUUGUUUCCUAAUAACCCAUCCUAUGCACGGAAAAUAAGGGAGACCUAUAGAGAUAUCGUUCCAGAUGCAAGUUCACGGAUGUCCGCAGACAGGGAAAAGUGUAUGGAAUCAUCCCAGUCUAAAGUUUUCCCAACACUUCAGACAAAAGAUUUUGUUGCUAGUGGCAUGGAUCAUUUGGAAAUCCUGAAACAAAUGGGAUUCAGUGUAGUCUCAACAAAUGAUGGACGUAUCCAGCUGACACACACACCUGAUCAGGCUGCAAGUCCACAAAGUGGUCAGCAUGGCCUAAAAUUUAUAGCAGAAAUCAUUGAACUGGCUCAGGCUCAAGCAAAAGGAGAGAUGACAUCAUUUGCUGUACAGAUUAUAUCUCCCCCAUUCUUGGGACAAGUGGUUUUAGCUGCAGGUCCAGCUCAUUUUGGAAUGGACCUUAGUAAACAGGAACAUGGGGUUAAAGGAACACUGAUGAAAGCCAUUCCAUACACUGCAUGCUUGGAUGUAACUAACUCAGAGCAGGUCCAUGGUAAAAUUGUCCUAGCACAACGUGGAGAUUGUAUGUUUGCAAAUAAGGCAAGGAAUUUGCAAAGGGCUGGGGCCAUUGGAGCUAUCAUUAUUGAUAAUGUGGAAGGCAGUAGCAGUGACGCCUCCCCUGUAUUCCAGAUGGCUGGUGAUGGAGAUAAUGCCAGUGAUAUCACCAUACCCCUUCUUUUCCUCUUCCACAAAGAAGGCUCAAUCCUGCUGGAUGCUCUGAAUGAAAACCAAAAUGUGGAUGUGUUGUUAAUCGAUAAGGCCAAGCAGCUAGGACAAGAAAGCAGAUAUGAGGAAAAAACUACAGGAGAAAUCACAAUCCAUAUCCAAAUUGACUCUAUGGAUACACAGGUUGCUCAACUAGAACUUGGCAUUAGCUCUCCAAGCUGUCCAGGGCCAGAGUCAACAAAACACUCCAGUCCAGAUAAACUUCAAACCCAAAGUUGUGAAGUUGUUGAACAUCCACCUGAUGCAGAAAGGGAAGAGAGUGAAGGCCACUCAUCUGAAGCAUUGGACCGGAAGGAAGAAGUGGAAACUUUUGAAGGAACUGAUGAGGAUGAGUUAUAAAUACUUCUUUCAAAAGUGAAAUUUCUUCUUGUACAACUCGGUUUAAAUUCAGAGGGAUCGUGCAAUCUUAGAUUUCUCAAAACCAAGCUGCUUAUAUUAAAUCGAGAAUUCCACCGUUUCUUAUCAGUUCUCUGGACAGGUCGUAAGUCAGUGAGCUAUGAAUUUGAAUAGGAAAUUGCAUUGCCUUAAUGGAUGUACAUAGGCUUUUAAUUUAUUUCGAGGGUGGCAAGUUGUCCACUUUUUAGGGAAGUUCCUAAAUUGAAAGGCAGAGCUGUAUAUUAGGAACCUGGAAUUUUGGAUGUUCUGCUGUAACAUUGGGACUACUGUGUUUAAUCAAAUAAUGCUCACUGAAGUGAGUAUUUUGUAGAUUGGUUAUUCUAUCGCAAUGCCAUGAAUUUUAUUCAAAGGAAUCAUCUUUCAUGAUACAAAAGGAACCAGCUAUUUAAAGGAACUUUCUGUUGUUGCUGCUAUCCAUUUUAUGUACACUGGUCAUUUAACAUGAAUAUCAAAAUGGAGAGUGGACCACAUUUUUAAGAAUGAUUUCAGUUCAGGUUUGAGAUGCAAAACUAGUUUAUUUCAGCAAACCAACUUUUGUCAACUGUGCCAGUUGCAUCAAUGAAAACCUUUUUAGAGUCUACCUACAGUCUCUAAUAUAGCAUCAAACUAAACUAUAUUUUCAAAUGAGCAAUAAAUAUUUAAGCUAAUGGUAGAAAUUCAUAAAUAUUGAAAUUGGUGACCAUGUAGUUUGUAUAUAAAUACUGUUUUGAACACAUUGCAAGGCCUUUAUAUUAAAUGUUCGUCCAGCAACUGCAGGGUUAAACUGUUAAAUUAUGGAUUCAUUUAUCAGGGACUUCGAAGAAAAUUUGAUUAUUGAAUGUUAAACUUGUUUCCCCUCCCCCAAUGGAUGCGAAUGAUUGUUUUACUAUGGUAAAGCAAGUACAGUGAUGUUCCAAUACUGAAGUGCAUUAAAAUUGGAUGUUUGGUAUGAUUGAAGAAAUAUUGGAAUAUAAGUGUUGAAUUGGAACCUGAGUACCUAACUUGUUUGGGUUGAUGGAAUGGAUGGAGGUUUUUUUGUGAAUUGUAUAACCAAGCAAACUCUGUGAACAUCAAUGCAAUGUUAAAUGUUGAUUGACACAUUGCAGAAUUUAACACAAAAGGCCAAAAAUGCACAAGCUGUCAAGAAUCUCACUCACAUUUUAACAGGUCAAACCAGUAUUCACCAAGGAAUACCCUACCUCCAAACGGCUUGUACAAAGCCUGAUCUUAAAUAUCUGUCAAUUGCAUACAUAAUUUUGAAAAUGUAUUAGGAGCAGCUUCAAAAAAAAUUUGAUUUUCCAAAUGCCAGAAGUGAGUUCAGGAGAGGUGGAAGACGCAUUUACUUAUAGUAAUCAGUGAACGUUUGCUGAUUGGUCAGCAGUUCUUCAUUGCUCGGCAGUGCCUCUCAGGAUGUGGUGACUGAUGUCAGUGAUGUACUCACUUGAGGCCUAAGUUCAAGGAAGGACCUGAGCCUUUGCUCAGUGAUGACAGGAGGGGUAUUGCAAGUAAGGGGAGGCAACAAGGGCUGGGGGUAGUUCUCAGUGCACUCUCUCUUCCUAUGCCAGCUACUUCCAUCAGACACAGAAUGCCUUUAUAUGAAAAGAGAAGCCCCUCUUCCUGGAAGCUCUCAAGAAACCCCAAUAAGAUUUGCUUUUCGGGCUUCCCAUAUAGCAGUGUCCCCAGCACGCCACUGAGUCGUCACCAGCAGCAGGGUAAGGCCCUUAACUGGGCCAAUAAUGCCUACACUGGGGGCCUCAAUUGGGGUCGCAGGCUGGGAUGGCCAUUCGUACACCUUCCCACCAUUGAUUUAAUAAGGGCAGAGGCCAGAAGGCAGCAGGGUCCACAAUUGCCAACCUUCUGUCUGAUUAAAUGCUGUACACCACCAACCUGCCUCAACAUUCAAUCACACCCGAAGAUUUCUUCUUAUGCAUGCUGUGUAUGACAUUUUCUAAUGCAAUUUUCAUUUAAAAUGUGCAUAUGCAAAAUAUAUUUGACACUCAAACCCAACCUCUGAAUAAUUCAAAUUUGUAAGUGUUAUAUUCAGUAAUUUGCUUAGACCUUUAGAACGACGUUUACAUGCAUUAUUUCUUGUUAGCAGAGGCACCUUUUCCUGUAUUAAUUCCUGUAUGCCUAGUACAGAGGUGUUGGAGUAGAAAGAGAUAAUUUUGAUUACUGUACAUAUUCUACUUCUGUGCAAUUUAUUUUUAUUUUUGUAGUCACAUUCCUUAUUGACUAUUGAGGAAAAGAGAAAACCCUGAAGAUGUUAUCAAUCGUUUUAUUGCAUGCAAUUCCAGACAGAUGUCAUAAAGCAGUUGAAAUUAUAAUUUUUCAUUUUAAUAUCUUUGGUUUAUUUUAGUCAAUCAGUAGUUUGUUGACUCUUGCUUAUGGUUUAUUUUGUUGUCCAUCAGUUUAAAAUGUUCAUUGUUCAUUCAACUAUAUUUGUCUCCGGUACAAAAAUAUAUUCCCUUCGAAUACCCAGUGCCUGUUCUUCUAAUCUAUCAAAAGUAAAGGGAGAUUUUGACACCAUUUAAUUCUUUGAUUAUUGAUACCUGGUGCAGGCCUGUCACUUGUAGCUUACCACUAUAUCACACUUGAACUAAGUUUGAUGGUGUCUAGUAUAUGAAUUUAAAUGGUACAUAUUAAGCAGUACCAUUUGGGGGUUACAAGUUAAUAUGUACGUCAAGAUUAAUUUAGAUGCAAUGCAUAUGCUCUCAUACGUUGCAGAAUAAAAGUUUACUAAGGUAUCUAUCCAUUUUACUUGUACACCUGAAAGUUAAGUAGAAAGAUUUAUGUUGAUAAUCUACUUAGGGUCUCUAAUUUAGGGUCAAAAGUAUUAUUGGCUGGUCCUUAAAAGCAGUAUUAUUUCUGCACUUGAGUAUUUUCAAUUGAAUUGGAUAGGUUUUUGAUACCCUACUUUUUAAACAAUAAAGUUGUCAGAAAAUCACUAAUAACCCUAAAAGUAAAGGGGUUUUAUUGCUGUCCUAUGUAAUUAAGUUAAAAGCAGUAACAAGUGCCAAAAUGAAUUGACUUCUGAAAAUGGUGUUAUUGGUUGCAUUUAUGAUAACUUCUGGUCAAGUUUAAUUGAUUAAUAUAUUUACUCUUAAAGAAAAUAUCUCCUUUCCCUUUUGUAAAGAUCCUUUUAUGACCUCAGCUGCCCCAAAACUGAUUCUAGAUAAUUAAGUACUUUUUUGAAAUAUAGUCGUUGUUGCAAUGUAGGAAACACAAAAGCUACUUCAUGGAUAACUGUGUUCCACAAACAGCAAUGCGAAUUUCUUCUUAAUUCAUCCUCCAGAUGUGGCUGUAAUUGGCCAAGCCACCAUUAUUGCUCAUCCCAAGUUAACCCAAGGAGGAGGAGGUGAGCUCCCAUCACCUCCCCCCGCCCCCCCCUUCCCCUCUCAAAAUGGUGUAGUCUCUCUGUUGCGUGGAGAGUUGCAGGAUUUUGACCAAGUGAAAUAAAGGACCAGAUAAUUAUUUCGUUACUUUUUGAGAAAGAAGCACCGUGUUAUUUAAAUAGUGCUAUCGUUCACGUCCACCUCAAAACAGGCCAGGUCUAUUUUCCAACUCUAAGGUGAGUGCAUUAUCACUAAGCUUUGGAUAACAUCUAAAGCCUGUAAUUAAUUUAAUGAUAUCUUGGCCAGCUUAGCAAAAGCAGUAAACAUGUAGGUGAGCAAGAAAUAAAUAGGAGUUUGGUCUGACUUACUGAUCGGAAAACUUGAUUUAUAUUACAAUGGUUCAGUAUUUCUGUAAAGUAUAUGAACUGCUUUUUGUAUGUUUGAGCAUAAAUUACUUACUAUGAAAAUGUUUGCUCCAGGUGGAGCAUGACUGUAGUAAAUCUGAGACUCGAGUAGUCAAAAAAUGCCAUUGUUGCACAUUUCCCAGUGCAAUUUCAAAGAUAAGUUAUAUCUGAUAUUUAUAACUGAGUCGAACUCACAUUUGGCAUUAACAAUAUAUUUUAAUGUUUUGAGAAUUAUAUUUUAAAUCAGUUUGGUGUAGGAAUGGUGCUGUUUGACAGUAUAAGAAACACUAAGUACCUAUUUUAGCAUCUUUUCCAUUAGCUAAGGGAAUUUGAAUGCAGGGGAAUGUGGAAGGGAUGUUGAGUGCUUUUGUAGUUGAGAUUAACUGUAAAGUCAAAAUGGUUAAUAUUGUUUAGUGUUACAAAACCAUCAUAUUGUAAAUACAGUUAAGUGGAUGAAAUUCUUCACUUCAGACCUUGAAACGCAAAUGCUAUUUCAAGCAUAAAUUAAAGGAAUGCCAUUCUGAAAUCAUUAUAUUCACUUUACAGUGUAGUGAAUAUAUGUAUAAUAGAAAUUGCUUUUGUCUUGCUGAAAGUUUGAAAAUCGUUAAAUAUUGUGCUUUUGAACAGUCUCAUUUUGGUGAUCAAUUCAGCACCCUUUCAUCAGUUACAAUUUAGUUUAAAUGACUAUUUAUGAAACAUUUUUCCAUUUAUUGCAUCCUUUUUGUACACAACCACCUUCAUUUGCUCCUAAAACUAUUUUGACAAGUCAAUUUAUUGCCUUUCCAUCUCCUGUUGCCAUUUUUUUUUUGACUGCCCCUACAUUUCUUCCUGAAAGAUUUUCAAUCUCAAAUUGCGUCUGAGAAUUACAAGAGUUUAAUUCUCUGGAAUGGAUCUGAAGUUUGGUUUCUGGGUAAAUGUUGUUAUUAAUGCAUGAUCAUUAAAAUAAGCAUACUGUUGUUUACAUGCCUUAAUGAACUCAACAAAACUGGAGAUUUUUUUGCAUAUCCAUAAAAAAUUGACAAGAAAAUUGGCCAAUAACAACUUAGCAAUUGAGCAGCUUCAAAAAUUGAGAGAUAACCCAAGUACAGUCAUUAAUUUUUAAAAAUCUGGAUGUGAACACAGUGAUAAAGUGGUUACUGGGUACAACUGCUGAAUGUAGGGUGUGAUUUUCUCCUUGGAAAUGUUGAUAAGGCUAAAUAAUGGGGUGAGUUGGCCCUGAAGAAAAAUUCUCCCCCUUCUCGCCACCACACCAUCUCUUGUCAAUGAGUUCAUCUAGGGACUCUCUUGACUCACCAACAAUUAAGACCCUUAAGUGGUCAAUGAACAACCACUCAAGAUCCUCCACUCACCAACUCCUUAAUCAUUUGCUUGUCUGGCAUAUGAGAAAGGUAGCUAGUUUCCCUGUUAGGGAACCAGGGCAACCUGCCAGGUUGGAGGAGGGAGGUACUAAUAUUGUCCAAUUUUUGGUAAUCCGAGGAUAGAUGGGGAAGUAAGGGAAUGGUAUGUGAAAGCCAAUGCUCUUACCGUUAUCUCCCAGAUUUCCACUUGAUCCACGAGGAAGAAAGGAAACUUUUUGCUGCUAGAUCCCCCAAGUAGUAGGCCUCAACUGGCACGCUUUUUUUUUGGACCAAAAAACCCUUUGACUGGCUAGCAGUUUGUGGUAACCUGUGUUGCCAACAUCCAGGCCUGUGAUAGGAUGAGGAAUUUGCCCUUGCCCAUCUGUCAGCGUAUCACAAGCUGAUUGGUGAGCAAUCAUUUCCUUGUCAGUACAGGUAGUAUGUUAGUUGCCCGCUAAGACAUUUGCCCCCACACAUAGAGGAAAAGAAAAGGAAAUUUUAGUUAGUUAGUUACUACUGCAAUUAGUAACUUGUGGUUGAACUGCAAAAAGAAACAUAUAUUUGUUUUUAUGCAGCUCCCAAAAUUUCAAUGUACAUUUUCAGAGUUGAAUCAUAUUUCAAAGUUCUCGUGAGUCUAUUAAUGUUUUAAUCUAUAUACGGUGCCUCAUGGUAAUUUUAAUAUUGAUUUGAGGUAUGUUGAAAAUCAAAAAGUGAGCACAAAUGAUUAACUUUAUAAAUGCUCUGCCUUUACAGUUUAGAUGUUAAGUGAAAUGUAUAAUACUAAAUAACAUCCAGUCACUGUACAACUCAAGAUAUUUUAAAUUGGAGGAUUAGAAUGUUCAUGUAACAUAGACAACAAUUAUUGAGAAGCACUUGUCAGUAUUAUAUCAGUUUUGACAUGAUCACCGCUUUCUCAGGACAGAAUUGUUUAAUUGCAAAUAAAAGUUUAUAACAUUGUAAAAGAAAAAGUAAUAUUGGCGGUUUACAGUUUUCAAUUGUACCUCAUUUUGGGCCUUUCUACUUUGAUAACUGAGAUGCAAAGUUUAAAAAAAAAAAUGAAGAGGCAUUAUAGCAUAUUGACCAUCAUGGGCUGUAAUUCAAAUCCAAAUGUUUUUGAUGCUUAUGCAAGAUGCAGUGUUUCAGAAUAAUGUGAAUAUGGAUGUUACAUAAUAAAUCUUGAAUUUAAACAAAAAAAAUACAGACAUCUUUUGAACUAUAGGCAAAAUCUAAGAAAUGAAGAAUAUAGGAGUUUUGAAAUUUAUCUUUUACAGCAACCAGGAUGGUGCACACAAAAUCCAGUACUGCCUCAGUACUUUAAUAGUUAAAUGUGUUUUAUAAAUCUCAUGCUCUUUAAAUAUUGUUUUUAGAAUUGUGCUUAAGAUAGUGUUAAGUUGCCUAUUAAUGAUGGACGAAUUUAAUGUAACUACAUUCUAUUUGUAAUUGUGCAGUACAAGCUUGGCUGGCCCAAUACAAAUUUAUCAUGGA